Molecule: messenger RNA, 4721 nt
Organism: Egretta garzetta (little egret)
Lineage: Eukaryota; Metazoa; Chordata; Aves; Pelecaniformes; Ardeidae
Gene: TAF5
Product: TATA-box binding protein associated factor 5
Exons: 11
Coding region: 1-1881 (626 amino acids)
Biological process (GO): transcription initiation at RNA polymerase II promoter
Cellular component (GO): transcription factor TFIID complex
Molecular function (GO): RNA polymerase II general transcription initiation factor activity; protein binding
Source: RefSeq, a predicted model, not a curated record
AUGAAAUUUCAGGAACUGAUAUGUCCAGGUUCCAUUGGAGGAGGUGUUGUUGUGGAAGAUCAGCCAGAUGUGAGUGCAGUAUUGUCUGCCUACAAUCAACAGGGGGACCCGACUCUGUACGAGGAAUACUACAGUGGAUUAAAACACUUCAUUGAGUGUUCCCUGGACUGUCAUCGAGCAGAAUUGUCUCAGCUGUUUUAUCCUCUCUUUGUGCACAUGUAUUUGGAGUUGGUCUACAAUCAACAUGAGAGUGAAGCAAAGUCGUUUUUUGAAAGAUUUCAUGGGGAUCAAGAGUGCUAUUACCAAGAUGACCUGCGUGUGUUAUCUAGCUUAACCAAAAAAGAACAUAUGAAAGGUAACGAGACCAUGCUGGAUUUCCGAACAAGCAAGUUUGUGCUGCGUAUUUCCCGUGACUCUUACCAACUCUUGAAGAGGCAUCUUCAGGAAAAGCAGAACAAUCAGAUCUGGAACAUCGUUCAGGAACAUCUUUACAUUGAUAUCUUUGAUGGAAUGCCUCGCAGUAAACAACAGAUAGAUGCCAUGGUUGGAAGCUUGGCUGGGGAGGCAAAACGGGAGGCUAAUAAAGCAAAGGUUUUCUUUGGCUUAUUGAAAGAACCAGAGUUUGAUGUGCCUUUGGAUGAUGAAGAUGAAGAAGGAGAAAAUGAGGAAGGAAAGCCAAAGAAGAAAAAACCUAAAAAAGAUAGCGUAGGGUCAAAAAGUAAAAAACAAGACCCUAAUGCUCCUCCCCAAAACAGAAUUCCUUUGCCUGAGCUGAAAGACUCUGACAAGCUGGAUAAAGUCAUGAAUAUGAAGGAAGCUGCAAGGCGUGUGCGUCUUGGCCCAGAGUGCCUGCCCUCCAUCUGUUUCUACACAUUCCUUAAUGCUUACCAGGGUCUGACUGCAGUGGAUAUUACAGAUGACUCUAGCAUGAUUGUAGGAGGCUUUGCUGACUCUACUGUCAGAGUGUGGUCCGUGACUCCGAAAAAGCUACGUAGUGUGAAAACAGCAGCAGACCUCAGUCUCAUCGACAAAGAAUCAGAUGAUGUCUUGGAGAGGAUCAUGGAUGAGAAAACAGCAAGUGAGUUGAAGAUUCUGUAUGGUCACAGUGGACCUGUCUAUGGCACCAGCUUCAGUCCUGAUAGGAACUACCUGUUGUCCUGUUCUGAGGAUGGCACUGUCCGAUUGUGGAGUCUCCAAACAUUCACGUGUUUGGUGGGAUAUAAAGGACACAACUAUCCAGUAUGGGAUACACAAUUCUCUCCUUAUGGUUAUUACUUUGUGUCAGGGGGACACGACAGAGUGGCUCGUCUGUGGGCAACAGAUCACUACCAGCCUUUGCGGAUAUUUGCUGGCCAUCUUGCUGAUGUGACGUGUACCCGAUUUCAUCCAAACUCCAACUAUAUUGCCACGGGCUCAGCAGACAGGACUAUACGGCUCUGGGAUGUUUUGAAUGGCAAUUGUGUAAGAAUAUUCACUGGGCAUAAGGGACCAAUUCAUUCAUUGGCAUUUUCUCCUAAUGGACGAUUCCUGGCUACUGGAGCAACAGAUGGAAGAGUUCUGCUGUGGGAUAUUGGACAUGGCUUGAUGGUUGGAGAAUUGAAAGGGCACACUGACACUGUCUACGCACUCAGAUUCAGUAGAGAUGGGGAAAUUUUAGCAUCAGGCUCAAUGGAUAACACAGUUCGUCUGUGGGAUGCUGUGAAGGCAUUUGAAGAUUUAGAAACCGAUGACUUUACUACAGCCACUGGACAUAUAAACUUGCCUGAAAACUCCCAGGACUUGUUACUAGGUACAUACAUGACCAAAUCAACCCCGGUUGUACACCUCCAUUUCACACGCAGAAACUUGCUGCUGGCUGCAGGAGCCUACAGUUCACAGUAAAUUGGGAAGCUGUAAGACUGACUGUGCCAAGUCGUUGCAGUGGUGACCUCAGGAUGAGAGACAAGGAGGAAUGUCUUGUACAGGUGGACACCGCUACUCUGUUGCAGGAAAAACAAAACUCUGUAAACUAAUGCAAGCAGCGUUUCUCAGUUCUGCUAUUUCCUAUUUAUCCACCGUUUGAAAAUGCUGGGGAUUGACAAGACAUCGUGGCUGUAAAAGAAUUGUUCAUGGUGCUUUUGAUAAAAAUAUAGAUAUGUGUAUAUGAAAAUGGCUGUCUCGGAGGUGGUAUUGAGCUCUGCUGAAACUUGUGGAAAGUUAACAGCCUUGGUAUGUGUUCUCAAAUGAUUUUUUUAAAGCACUUAAUUUAUGGUUAGCAGAUGUUUAAUUGAUCUCAAACACAAGCAAAAACCGUUCAGUUUCAGAAAAAAGAAUGUAGUUUAGUUCACUAUAGCCCGGGCUGGGUGACAGGUAUGGUGAGAGUAUCACAGCAACGAGCAGGACAUGGCAGGAGUAGGUCCUACAGGCAGAGGCUCGUGGGGAACUGCCAUGAAGUGACGUGAAGUGGGUUUUACGCAUCCAAGUACCAACAUCUGAAAAGAUUCCAAACUCCUGUGCUCUUCUGAGGUAUCAGAAACACAAAUCUUGUUCAUCUAUUUUCACAGGUAGCCAAUGCUAGAAGUGUGAUAAGCAAGCAGAAGUGCAAUGUGCACUUUAUUUACUUUCAUACUUUAUUGUAUGAAAAAAAAAAGGGGAGGGGACUGAGGCACAACUGAAAUACCCAUUAUUAAAAAAGUUGUAUUAGAUUGAAAAACCUGCAUCCUUUCUGCAUAAUGUUUAAUGUAUCAAAAUGUAAAACUAGCCAAGAAAUUGCAAUAUUAUUGCAGUUAAAAGGAUUGAUCAGCCCUCAGUGUAUUAUCAGUUUGCUUUUCAAAGGCCAGCUUGUCUGCUGAAGUAACACACUGUACCCCAGUACGUCCUUCUGGACAACCAAUAAAGCCCAGUGCUUUAUUUCUAAGGAAGAGAAAAAACAGGCAAAACAUGGGGAAGUUGAACUUCUUUCUGGGUCUUUGAACAGAAAACACCACCACCAAGGGACAGGCCCAGUGCAGUAUGGUUUUGUUUUGUUGUUUUUUGUGCAUUUUUAGGUGGUUUUUUUUUUUUUAAAUCUGUUACAAACUGCAUACAGUGUGUUUGUUGCUUCCAGUAAGGGCUUGGACACUUGAUCUGCUGGCUCUCUAGUGGAAAAAAACCCAAACAAAUAAAACCCCAAAAAAACCCAAACAAGACUUGACAUUUCUAAAGUGAAAUAACUGGAGAGCUACUUCCCUUCUCAUCCCUUCUCUUACUCCUGGAGUAAAGCUAUAUUACAGGCAUUAUACAUCAAAAUAAAAGGUGAAAAAUUCAUUAGGAAGCUCACCUGGAAAUUUUCUUUAAAGAUAAAAGGUUAAAGCUAAAUUAUUACAGCCUUUUUUUGUGUGUGUAAUGGUACCUCAACAACAUUUCCUUGCUCUCAGUAUGGCCAGUUGGAUUUAAGUACAAUUGUGGUGAAUCAAAUAAGUUACCUAAAACACAGCAUGUACAGUUUUGACAGCUUAAAGAAAACACUGCCAUAUUCUGCCUUUGUAUUUUGUACAGUUUUAUACUUUUGAUAUUGUAAUAAAUACUAAAACCACAUAGUUUGUGCCUAUAUGUUACAAGAAGGUAUUUUUAUUCCCUUGAUGGCUGCAAUGGAAGCAAGAGCAGCACUUGUCACUGUGAGCACUCUGCCGAAACAGUCAAUUCAAAAACGGUAAGUUGAUGACGAGGCAUCGUGUGUAAAUCUCAUUCCAAGGGUGGGUGAGAGGUCCUAGCUAAUUAGAUGUAUUACACUGUUAUAACAGCCAUUACUAAUUUGGGAAGUUUACACAGCAGAGGCCAUUUAUGCAAACAAACUCCUAGGAGAGGAAGACUACUAGAUUUAUUCAGGUGGCCCAGCACGUAGAAAUGGCUUUAAGAUACAUGAACUGGAGCGCGAGAGCACAAAGACCCUGUAAUUUAUCCCUCCUGUUUUUUCCAGCAACCAUGCCCACCCCCUGCUGCCCUCAGUUUGGGAAGUGUAUUUGCACGCUUUAGCACGAGAAGUCCCACGUUCAACCCCUGCUGCUGGCACCCUUCCAAGAAGCACAAUGCCAUAUAAUCCCAUUCACGCAUCAGCACUAACGCGACCUGUAAGGAAGAUGCUGAGUUUUACCUGAGACACAGAAAGACACCAUGGAGAAUGCGACUGACAAGUUUUAGUGCUGGGCAGGUAAGAGGCUGAACAUCUCUAACUGCAGUAGGAACACCUCAUUUAUUAAGAGGCAAUGUCCAGGAAAAAUAAACGCUGUUUAUGCACAUGCAGAAUUAUAAGAGCUUAAUACCAGCAAAGCAAGCCAUUUUCUUUCUGGCAGUCACCUCUGCAAGAGAGGCCAGUAACAGAAAAAGCUCAAACACCAGGAUUUGAUCGUCUACUUUAGGACGUUUUCCAUCAAAACCAAACAGGUUCUAUGCAAAAUACAGACAACUGAGGCAGAAGUUGUAAUCUGCAUUGUAUUAAUAAUAGUGAAGAGGUCACUGUUUCCAUGUAAGCUGCUAGCUUGGAAUGCAAAACACGGGAGCAACCAGGUCACUGCAAACCACGUAAGCUUACUGUUAUCUACUGUGACAUGGAAGUGUGGAGAUGCUUUGAUCAGCUGUAAGCUCUAUGCUGGUGUUAUGGCCACACCGCUAGGUCCUUCCUAGGUUACUACCAGGUGCUCAGAACACUUCAGGAUGUGUUACAACAGCAGAAAAGUUUAGUUAAGACAGUAAUGACAGGAAUC